This is a messenger RNA of Penicillium cinerascens, 3186 nucleotides long. RefSeq names its product ribosome biosynthesis protein KRE33. Gene Ontology annotation, cellular component: 90S preribosome; nucleolus. The coding region runs from base 1 to 3186 and encodes 1061 amino acids. The record is from RefSeq and is a predicted model, not a curated record. Lineage: Eukaryota; Fungi; Ascomycota; Eurotiomycetes; Eurotiales; Aspergillaceae. Gene Ontology annotation, biological process: rRNA acetylation involved in maturation of SSU-rRNA. The transcript is spliced from 2 exons. Gene Ontology annotation, molecular function: 18S rRNA cytidine N-acetyltransferase activity; ATP binding; tRNA binding.
AUGCCGCGCAAAGCGAUUGACUCGCGCAUCCCCGCCCUCAUUCGAAAUGGCGUGCAGGAGAAGAAGCGCAGUUUCUUCGUUGUGGUGGGCGACCGCGCCAAGGAUGUCAUCGUGCAUCUUCACUACAUUAUGUCCAGCGUGGACGUGAAGCAGAACAAGUCCGUGUUGUGGGCAUACAAGAAGGAUCUGCUGGGCUUCACGAGUCACCGGAAGAAGCGCGAAGCAAAGAUCAAGAAGGAAGUCAAGCGUGGUAUCCGCGAGCCGAACCAGGAGGACCCCUUCGAACUAUUCAUCACCCUCAACCAGAUUCGCUAUGUGUACUACAAGGAGACGGAGAAGAUUUUGGGUAACACCUACGGCAUGUGUAUUUUGCAGGACUUCGAGGCCAUGACUCCGAACCUGUUGGCGCGCACUAUCGAGACGGUCGAGGGAGGCGGUAUGGUGGUUCUGCUGCUGAAGAGCAUGAACAGCUUGAAGCAGCUGUACACCAUGUCCAUGGAUAUUCACUCGCGAUACCGGACGGAGGCCCACGAAGAUGUGGUGGCCCGUUUCAAUGAGCGCUUCAUCCUGUCUUUGGGAAGCUGUGAUUCUUGUUUGGUUGUCGACGAUGAGUUGAACGUGCUGCCCAUCUCCGGCGGCAAGGAUGUCAAGCCGCUUCCUCCCCCGGAAUCCACCGAUGAGUCAAAGUCCGGCCCCAAGAAGGAGUUAAAGGAAAUCAAGGAGAGCUUAGCAGAGGCGCAGCCUAUCGGACCGUUGGUGAACCUAGCUCGCACUGUGGACCAGGCAAAGGCUCUUCUGACUUUCGCCGAUGCAAUUGCGGAGAAAACCCUGAAGAGCACGGUUACUCUGACCGCAGGCCGUGGACGAGGAAAGUCAGCCGCCCUGGGUGUUGCCAUUACUGCAGCUAUUGCACACGGAUACAGCAAUAUCUUCAUCACCUCCCCGAGUCCCGAGAACUUGAAGACACUCUUCGAGUUCGUGUUCAAGGGCUUCGAUGCGCUCGGUUACCUCGACCAUGUCGACUACACAAUCCUGCAGUCGACCAACCCUGACUUCAAUAAGGCCAUUGUGAGAGUCAACAUUCACCGCCAGCACCGUCAAACUAUUCAGUACAUCCAGCCCCAAGAUGCGCACGUCCUGGGACAGGCAGAGCUCUUGGUCAUUGAUGAGGCGGCCGCUAUCCCUCUUCCGCUGGUGCGGAAGCUGUUGGGCCCUUACCUGGUGUUCAUGGCAUCCACCAUCAAUGGUUACGAAGGAACCGGUCGAUCCUUGUCUUUGAAGCUCAUCCAGCAGCUUCGGGAACAGUCUCGAGGUGGUGUAAAGACCGAUGACACUGACGUUGCAGACCGCAGCACUGGUAAGGCCGCCAAAAGUACAGACAAGAAUCUCGGUGGUCGAUCCCUCCGCGAGAUCACCCUCGCAGAGCCUAUUCGUUAUGCCCCUGGUGAUUCCGUUGAGAAGUGGUUGAACAAGGUCCUCUGUCUCGAUGCCACACUACCCAAGUCUCGCAUGAACACCCAGGGUUGCCCGCACCCCUCGAAGUGCCAGCUGCUCCAGGUCAACCGUGACACUCUUUUCUCUUUCCACCCAGUUUCGGAGAAGUUCUUGCAGCAGAUGAUGGCGCUUUAUGUUGCCAGUCACUACAAGAACACUCCUAACGACCUCCAGCUCAUGAGCGAUGCCCCCGCACACCAGCUUUACGUGCUUGUUCCUCCAAUUGACGAAGAGGCCACCAAGCUGCCGGAGCCCCUCUGUGUAAUUCAAGUUGCUCUGGAGGGUCGCAUCAGCAAACAAAGUGUUCUCAACAGCCUGAGCCGUGGUCAGCGAGCUGGUGGUGACCUGAUCCCCUGGCUGGUCAGCCAGCAGUUCCAGGAUGAGGACUUUGCCGGUCUCUCGGGCGCUCGAGUCGUCCGCAUCGCGACCAAUCCUGAGUACGUGGGUAUGGGCUACGGUUCGCGUGCUUUGGAGCUUCUGGUCGACUUCUUCGAGGGCAAGUUCACCAGCCUGGAUGAGGAUAUGAUUGCUCCCCAGGACGAGAUGGUUCGUGUGACAGACGAGGAGCUUACGAACUCGAAUCUUCUGGAUGACAAUGUCCACGUUCGUGACAUUCGCACCAUGCCUCCGCUGUUCGGUAAAUUGACCGAGCGUCGUCCGGAUGCCCUCGACUACGUUGGUGUCAGCUAUGGCUUGACCCCGCCCCUCCACAAGUUCUGGAAGCGCUCUUUUUUCGUCCCGGUCUACCUUCGUCAGACUCCCAACGAAUUGACCGGCGAGCACUCCUGCGUGAUGCUUCGCACCCUGGCUGCUGGUUCCAACGAUGCCGCCUGGCUGGGCGCUUUCGCACGGGACUUCCACCGCCGAUUCCUUUCUUUGCUGUCCUACCAGUUCCGCGAAUUCCCCUCGGUUCUUUCUCUGAGCAUCUGCGAGUCCGCCAACGCUGGUGCCAAGCUGGAUUCGUCCGUUGCGCCGCGCGUCCUCAAGAAGGCCGAUCUUGACGCUACAUUCUCGCCCUUCGACUUGAAGCGUCUAGACAGCUACGCCAACAACCUGCUGGAUUACCACGUUAUCCUGGAUAUGGUUCCCAUCAUCUCUGAAUACUACUUUGCCAACCGUCUCGCUGGCAAGGUGAGCCUCUCUGGUGUCCAGCAGUCCAUUCUCCUCGCCAUCGGCUCCCAGCGCAAGAGUCUGGACGCCCUGGAGAAGGAGCUGAGCUUGCCAUCUUCCCAGCUUCUCGCCAUGUUCCUCAAGAUCAUCCGCAAGGUCUCCACCCACUUCCGUGGCCUUGUCGAGGGUGCCGUGGCGGACACCAUGCCUGCAGAGCAGAUUCCUUCUGGCCCCUCUGGCGGUGCUCACGAUGACGUGACCGAGGACCGCUUCAAGCCUCUUGAUACUGGCUUGGAGGAGGAACUUCGCGAGGGAGGCCAACAGGUCGACGAGGAGAUGCGCGAGAAGCAGCGCGCCCUGAUCGAUGCUCUUCCCCUGGACAAAUACGCAAUUGACAACGGUUCCGCAUCCUGGGAGGAUGCUGAGAAACAGAUCCGUGGCGGUGGAGCUAACACCGUCAGCGUGAAGACGAAGUCAUCGAAGCGCAAGAAGGGUGAGACUGCGCGCGAGAUCUUCGACAAGGAGGUCGACUCCAAGAGACAGAAGAUGAUCAAGAAGGGCACUGAGGGCCGCAAAAAAUAG